AAACCAGGAAGUAAAUGCACGGUAACAACACGGAGUAAAGUGUCACUUGUCUGUACAUGUCAGCGCUGCUUUAAAGCGAACUUUACGUUACAUCUAGUCCUGUUGGUUUGAAAAUAUGACAGACAUUUUAACAAAAAUAAAAACCAGCGUAGCAGAGAAGAAGAAGACGCCCGUUGUCCCGAGCGACCUGCAGAAAUGGGGUUUAAAAGGGAUCCAGCUGAGGCCCUACCAGCUGGAUGGUGUCCAGUGGUUAACUCAAUGUCUGAACAACCAGCAGGGAUGCAUCCUGGGAGAUGAGAUGGGUUUGGGAAAAACCUGUCAGACGAUCUCUCUGCUGGUGUACAUGUCGGGGGCUCUCGGGAAGAAAGGUCCAUUUUUGGUCCUGAGUCCACUUUCUGUCAUGGAGAACUGGAGGAAAGAGCUGGAAUGCUUUGCUCCCUCUCUGGUUGUGCUCUGCUACAAAGGAGACAAAGACCGACGGGCUGAGAUUCAGAGAGAAACGAACAGUCAGGACUUCAACGUUCUGCUCACCACAUAUGAGCUGUGUCUCAAAGAUGCUUCGUUCUUAAAGCGGUGGAAGUGGAAGGUGCUUGUAGUAGAUGAAGCUCACAGGCUGAAGAAUCAGAACUCGCUGUUACACAAAACCUUGACAGAGUUCUCAGUCGGUUUCAGAGUCCUGCUCACUGGGACUCCCAUCCAGAACAACCUGCAGGAGCUCUACUCCCUGCUGAGCUUCAUUCAGCCCAGCCUCUUCACAGCAGACGACGUGGAAAGCUUCGUUAACUCUUAUUCCAAUGUGCAAAAUCAACCUGCUCUGGCCGCUGAGCUCCAGAGCGUCCUCGAGCCUUUCCUGCUUCGCAGAGUGAAGUCAGAGGUUGCUGUCGAUCUGCCUAAGAAGACGGAGCUGGUCGUGUAUCACGGCAUGUCGGCUCUGCAGAAGAAAUACUACAAAGCAGUUCUGACGAAGGACCUGGAGGCUUUUGGAAACGAACAAGGCAGCAAGACCCGACUGCUGAACAUCUUGAUGAACCUGAGAAAGUGUGUUGAUCACCCGUAUCUGUUUGAUGGUGUGGAGCCGGAGCCCUUUGAGAUGGGGGAGCAUCUGGUUGAAGCCAGUGGAAAACUUUUCCUCCUGGACAGCAUGCUGGCCUUCCUGCACAAAGGGGGCCAUCGGGUCCUGCUGUUCUCUCAGAUGACGAGGAUGUUGGAUAUUCUUCAGGACUGCAUGGAGUACAGAGGUUACAGCUAUGAACGCCUGGAUGGAUCGGUCCGAGGGGAGGAACGAAAUCUAGCGGUGAAGAACUUCAGCAGCAAAGACAUCUUUGUUUUUCUUCUCAGCACUAAAGCAGGGGGCGUGGGACUGAACCUCACAGCUGCUGACACUGUCAUCUUUGUGGACAGCGACUUCAACCCUCAGAAUGACCUGCAGGCUGCUGCACGUUGCCAUCGGAUCGGCCAGAACAGGCCUGUGAAAGUGAUCCGCCUCCUGGCAAGAGACACUGUGGAGGAAAUCAUGUACUCUCGUGCUGUAUCCAAGCUGCAGCUCACAAAUACCGUUAUUGAAGAAGGACGCUUCUCUUUAAUGGACCAAGCUCAGUCAGCUGCUGCAGGACUGCAGCUCAGUGAGAUCUUGAAGUUCGGGAUCGAUAAGCUGUUGUCGUCAGAUGAAAGCUCCAUACAGGAUGUGAAACUGGAGAAGAUCCUCGGUCCAUCACGUGACAGUGAGUGGGUAGAGGACGAGGACUGCACCCCUCUGAUGGAAGAGGACGAAGAGGAGGAGGAUGAAGCUGAUGUGCAAAACCACAUGUACUUCUUUGAGGGGAAGGACUACAGUAAGGACCCCAGCUCUGAAGACCAGAAGAGCUUUGACCGGUUGUUGGAGGAGCAGCUGGCCGAAUUUCAGAAAUCUGCAGGAGAGGGCCGAGCUCUACGGCACAAAGCUGGAGUUUCACUCUCAGUGGCUCUUGGUGUUCCAACGAGGAAGAGGAAACCUCUGACUGAAGCUGAGCUGGAGCUGAGGAGGCAGAGGAGGGAGGAGGCUGCAGCCAAGAGAGCCAAACUUCAGGAGGACUUAAAGAAGAAGCAGCAGGAGCAGAAAUACAAGAAAAAGAUGGCGUGGUGGGAGUCCUGCGGCUACAGGUCGCGGUGCCUGCAGUCUGUGGACAGCGAGGAAGAGGAGGAAGAGGAAGAUGACAGCAGCAUAUGCUCCACAGACUCUGACAGCACCGAUAUCCACUAUGUUCUUGGGGAUGUUACUCAUCCACACACUGCUCAGGGAGAUGCUAUCAUUGUCCACUGUGUCGAUGACUCAGGCCGGUGGGGCCGAGGAGGCUUGUUUACGGCGCUGGAGGUGAGAUCCGAUGAACCACGAAAGCAGUACGAGUUGGCUGGCAAGAUGAAAGAUUUGGACCUCGGAAAUGUGCUGCUUUUCCCCAUCGACGACAAACAGUCCAGACUGAGCGGCCAAGAUCAAUUGGCCCUGAUCGUGGCGCAGCAACGAGACAAAGCCAACAACCUCUCUGGGAUCUUUCUGACUGCCCUGGAUGAAGGUCUGAAGAAGAUUUAUGCUGCAGCCAAAAGAAACAAGGCAAGCGUUCAUCUUCCUCGUAUUGGUCACUCCACCAAAGGCUUCAACUGGUACGGCACAGAGAGGCUCAUCAGGAAACAUCUGGCUUCCAGAGGCAUCUCCACAUUCAUAUACUAUCACAGCAGAACUGUCAAGAAAACAGCUGCCCCUCAGACUUCCACCUCUGCAACCUCAACGUCCUCCCCUGAAACUCAGCCGCAGAACAAGUCGACUGAUGAAACAGAAGCAGAAAUCCCGGGACCCUCGACCUCGACUCAGAGCUCCGCACAGCUCCCCGCUUUCAUGAAUGGCAUCCGGGUGUUUUUCUACAACCUGGCUGCAUCAGAGAGGAAGAGGCUGGCCCGAUACCUUAUCACUUAUGAUGGCGACGAGGAGGAGAUCAUGAGUCCGGAGGUCACACACAUAGUAGCAGAAGUGGAGCACGACAUCCACACACAGGAGCUGCAGGAUCUGGUGCGUCAGUUCUCUCAGGCGGUUCCUGUGCAGACGGCCUGGCUGGAGUCCUGCUUCUCCAAACAGCAGCAAGUCGACACGACAUCGUUCCAACAUCUGCUCAGAUAACAGAGUGUUUGUUUUUUAAAAUCAUAUUUUUAAAUCUUGGAUUGAAUGAAUCACGUCUGCUGCUCAAAGAUGCACUACGAACCAAAUCAUUUCCGUGAAUGGAUGAUGACGCAAUGGGCUGCUGUGUACACGUGUGUAAAAGGCCCCCGACUCUCCCACAGAGGAGCAAAACCCCAACCUGAAAACCACGUAGACUAGAUUUGUGGUUGCUUUGUUUCUUCUCGUUUGCAUCUUCAGAUGUUUUUGCAUCAUGUGGACUUUCUUUGUGGUUAUUUGUUGUCCCAUUUUAAUCUUCAUUUCUCUCAUAACAUGAAUUUAGUUUCUUUUUGUGGUCAUUUUGCAUCUCUGUUUUUUUUUUGUUCCAUCCGGCAUCUCUGCUGCUGUCUUGUGUGUAAUUUCGACCAUUUUUUGUGUCUUUGAUUGUAUUGCAUCACAUUUGGGAAAUGUACGUCAGUAGGUUGAUUUACAUUUCUUUGUAGUUGUUUUGUAGCACAAUAUACUUGUCUUGUUUUGGUCCAUUUGCAUUUUUUUAGUGAUUGUUUUGUGUGUUAUUUUCAUUGUUUGCAUCACUUUGUUGCUAUUUUGUGUCUUUUUAGUAAUUUUUUUGUCGCUUUAUGGUAAUUUUGUGUCACAGUUUGGUGUUUUUACAUUUCUUAAUAGUCGUUUUGUGUAUAUUUUUAUUAAUUUUUCAUCGUGUUAUGGAUGUUUUGACUCAUGUAUGAUAAUUUUGCAUUACUUUGUUGGCAUUCUGUCUCAUUUAAGUCCUUUUGGAUCUCUGUAUGCUCAUUUUGUGUCACAAAAGUCAUUUUUGAUUUACUUUGCUGGCUUUUUUGUUUCAUUUUGUGUCUUUUCAUGGUCAUUUUGGGUAUCGUAUUUGUCAUCUCUGCUGCCAUUUUGUCUUAUUUUGGUCUUUUUGCAUCUCUUUGUGGUUGUUUUGUGUCUCCGUUCUGUCAUUUUUCAUCGCUGUAUGGAUGUUUUCUGUCACAUAUAAGUGCUUUUCCAUCUGUUAGCAGUUGUUUUGUGUAUCAUUUUGGUUGUUUUGCAUCUCUUUCUUGCCAUUUUAUCUCAUUCAGAUCCUUUUGCGUCUCUUAAUGGUUGUUUUGUGUCUCACUUUAGUAAUUUUUCUUCUCGUUAUGGAUGUUUUCUCUCAAUAUGUUGUUUUUGCAUUACUUUAUUGGCAUUUUACAUCUCUUUAUGGCAGUUUUAUGUUACAUAUCUGUCCUUUUACAUCUACCAGCAAUUGUUUAGUCUGCCAUUUUUGUAGUUUUAGAGCUCUUUAUCAUCAUUUUGUGUCACAUUAUGGCCCUCUUACAUGCCAUUGUUGCCUUUUAUGUCUGAGUAGCCAUUUUAUAUCUCUUCAUCAUGGUUUUGUGUCACGUUUCGAUCCUUUUGCCUCUCCCUCUUGCAAUUUGGCCCUAUUGUCCUUUUGCGUCUCAUUAUAUUGGAGUUUUUGGCAUCUCCAUGUUGUCAUUUUGUUUCUUUACAUGCCUUUUCUGGGCUAAGAUCAGGGACCUCCCGGGCCGAUUCCUGGUAGACAUAUUGGAAAAUCUGCCCAUAAUUAUUUGAAAAGCAGCUAAGAAUAAUUUAUUUUUAAGUGAAAACAGGAGUAAGUAAACAUUUAUCUCUGUUGCUGUGUUGGAAGCUGAUGUUGACAUGUGCGGGAGUUACGACUAUUGUGACAUUAAACAGCAGGGUUUGAGAAAUAAA
Messenger RNA from Acanthochromis polyacanthus (spiny chromis), 4855 nucleotides. It is a transcript of the gene chd1l, whose product is annotated as chromodomain helicase DNA binding protein 1-like. The record is from RefSeq and is a predicted model, not a curated record. Gene Ontology annotation, biological process: DNA repair; chromatin remodeling. Gene Ontology annotation, molecular function: DNA helicase activity; ATP binding; ATP-dependent chromatin remodeler activity. The transcript has 25 exons. Bases 116 to 3148 code for a protein of 1010 amino acids. Gene Ontology annotation, cellular component: nucleus. NCBI's taxonomy places the organism in Eukaryota, Metazoa, Chordata, Actinopteri, Pomacentridae.